AUGGAUCCUCGUCACAACCCGCCGCCCGGACCCACGUCCAGUCAUGCCCAGUGCGGCGACAACAUGAUGAGCGUCGCAGCCGUGAUGAGCGGUGAGACCGAGUCGGGUGCUGACGCGGCCAGCGUGACCAGCGAGACCAUCACGAGCGCCGCAUCUGCGUCUGGCGGCGAUGAAGCUGAGCAGCCCCUGCCGCCCACGACCCUAGAAGAGAUGCCCGAGAACCCAACCGAACCGAGUCGCGAGAACCAAUCCUCCAAAGUCUCGGAUGAAGACGCAGACUAUGAGAAGCGCAUGGAAGAGUAUGAUCGACGCCAUCAAGAACGUAUGGACAAGUACUUCGGUCCGCCGCCUGACGAUGAUGCGGAUGAUGAUGAUUCUGUAUACUCGAUCGACUCUUUCACCAAAAAGCUUAUCUCGCCAUGGGACCCCGAAACCGACAUCAUCGUACACGUAGCACGCCCCGAAGACCGCGACGAUCCGACCCCGUUGCCGCCACAGAUCGAGACCAGCGUGGAGUUCAUUGACGACUACAUCGAAGAGGACUGGCAACAGGCCUACAAGCCCGGAACCUCCAUCGUCCUCGUGCCCCACAAGCCCGCCAACCCGUACGGCUAUGCCGCCUACGCGACCCCGGCGAACGUCAACCCCUCCGACUGGGGUUACAAGGAGCGGUUCCUGGAGCGAUCGCGCUCCGAACACGCCCUCCACCAUCGGCCGACCCCGUACACGUCCAUGACCGAGAAACAGCGCAGAGCCGCCGGCCUGCCCCCUCCCUUCGAAAGGGACUACUCCGAACACCCAACCGAGCCCCAAGCUUCGGUCUCCCUCAAGCUGGUGAAGUUCCUCUCAGGCGGGCCCUGGUCAGGCCCAGCGGUGUUCCUUUGCGAAGUCACGCAAGGCGCCCGCGCCUUCGGCAUGCCCCAGCGCGUCGUCGCAAAGUUCCAAGACCCGAUGUUCUUCCAGGCCAGCCCCCCGCCCGACCAACCCUUCUUCAACGAGUUCGACCGCGCCAACUUCAACCUAAGCCGCGAGGCCGGAGCGUACGAGCAGCUGCGCGAGAAAAGCUGCCACGGCGACCCGCACCUCGCGCCGGCGUACUUCGGCGCCUUCACCGCCGAGAUCCGCACCACCAACCCGGCUCUCAUCGGGGACGAACCGUUCCUCCCCCGCAGCGUCGGCGUCAUCCUCCUCGAGCACAUCGACGGCGUCUCCAUAUCCUCCCUCUGCGACAGACAAGGCCCCGAAGGCGCCCUCACGCCGCGGUAUCACGACGCCCCCCGCAACGCCUUCGGCCAGCUGGACAUGAGCCCCGCCAGCCGGCUGGACAUGCUCAAGACAUUCAUGGACGGCUUCGUCCGCCAGCUCUUCGCGGGGGUCUACCAAGAAGAGGAAAUCAGCCCCAACCACAUCCUCGUCGCCCCGGCCGCGCACGGCCGGGCCCGCGUCGCGAUGAUCCACUACCGCGACUCGUUGGUCGACUGCAAGAGUAAGAAGCCACAGGGGAAAUACGAUGAUUUCCCCCACCCGCCGCACCCCUACACCAUCUUCAAAGACGCGUACCACCUGAAUGCGCUCGAGGGAUGGUUCCCUUGCAUGUGGAUGGUUAAGGACAAUGAUGAGCUUGAGGAGUGGCUGAUCAAGACCUUCGACGACGACGCCUUUGGACCCUACCACCCUCUGAAAAUCGGAACAAGUGACAGCGGUGGAGAAAAGAAAGCUGGAGAAGCAGUCUGA
Molecule: messenger RNA, 1734 nt
Organism: Colletotrichum gloeosporioides
Lineage: Eukaryota; Fungi; Ascomycota; Sordariomycetes; Glomerellales; Glomerellaceae
Exons: 1
Coding region: 1-1734 (577 amino acids)
Source: RefSeq, a predicted model, not a curated record